GCUCUAAACUCUUCCAAAUUCUUAAACAAUCACGCAAAUUUCUUGUAAAUCAUUCCUCAAAAUUCGGAAUUUUAAUUAUUUAUAAUUUUGGGUUUUUCGGCAAAUCGAAAAUGACACUGUUUAAUCGAGGCCGUAGAUUUUUCAAGUUCAGAAUUCCAAAUUUUCAAAGUGUCAAAAAUUUCUGCAGAAAUUAGUAUAAACCCACAAAACCCUUUUGAUUUCUGACGAUAAAUUCGCGUUAAUUUUUCGCAUUUUAUGUAUUGGGUUCUUUGAACUUGAGUCAUAAAAUUAGUACUAAGAGAUACAAUUACUCACCUUCAUUAGUGGAAAAAAUGGCUAAAAUAUUGCUAAGAAUCAAAUAUUCGACGCUUUUCUGGUUUUGGUUGGGCGUUUUCUUCUUUGAAUUUCACGAAAGAAAAACCCGGAUUUUCUAGUGUUUGCUCAACUUGUUUUUCUGUUUUUGUUUUACCCUGAAAAGCUAAUUAAGAUACAUAAAUACAAAGCUAUACAAAAUAGUUGAUUGUGUGAAAUGAUGCACAAUAUGAGGGUUAGGACUCAAAUUGGAGGAGCAAAUUCUCAGAUGAAAUAUGUUGAAGUUGAUCCAUCUGGUCGUUACGGACGUUUUAGAGAAAUUCUUGGCAAAGGAGCCAUGAAGACUGUCUACAAAGCAUUUGAUGAGGUGCUUGGAAUGGAGGUAGCGUGGGGCCAAGUGAUGUUGAAUGAUGUUUUCCGUUCUCCGAGUGAAUUACAAAGACUCUACUCUGAAGUUCAUCUGCUGAAGAACCUUAAUCAUGAGUCCAUCAUACAGUUUUACAAUUCAUGGAUAGACGUUGAUCGGAGAACUUUCAAUUUUAUUACUGAAAUGUUCACCUCCGGCACUUUAAGAGAAUGUAGGCAGAAGUAUCAGCAAGUCGAUAUACGAGCUGUCAAGAACUGGGCCCGUCAAAUCCUUCGUGGCCUUGUCUAUCUGCACAGUCAUGAUCCUCCAGUGAUACACAGGGACCUCAAGUGUGACAACAUUUUUGUUAAUGGCCAUCUUGGGCUGGUGAAGAUUGGUGAUCUGGGGUUAGCAGCUAUUCUUCGUGGUUCACAACAUGCCCACAGUGUUAUAGGGACUCCAGAAUUCAUGGCACCAGAACUAUAUGAGGAAAAAUAUAACGAGCUUGUGGAUGUAUAUUCCUUUGGUAUGUGUGUCUUAGAGAUGCUUACUUCUGAAUAUCCUUACAGCGAAUGCUUAAACCCAACUCAAAUCUAUAAGAAGGUGACAUCGGGAAAGAAGCCUGAAGCUUUUUACCGUAUCCAAAAUAUGGAAGGCCAGCAGUUCGUUGGAAAAUGCUUGGAAACAGUUUCGAAGAGGUUACCAGCCCAUGAGCUGCUGCUGGAUCCAUUUCUGGCUACAGAUGCAGAUCUUAUGCCAGUGCCGGAACGUCCUCUUCAAAUAUACUCCCCAAAGGGUGUUUUUGUCAAUAUGCCUUUUCUGCUUGACAAAUCAAUGAGUAGAACUGACAUGGCAAUCACUGGAACAGUGAACCUUGAAGAUAAUACCCUCUCUCUCAAGGUGCAGAUCUCUGACAUAGAUGGUUCUGUCAGGUAUAUUCACUUUCCAUUUGACAUGAUUAACGACACGACAAUGGAAGUUGCUAUUGAGAUGGUGAGGGAGCUUGAUAUAACAGACUGGGAGCCACAUGAAAUUGCUGAUAUGAUUGAGGAUGAGAUAUCGUCUUUAAUUCCAGGAUGGAAGGAUUUACAUUCACCUACAAGCCAGCAACAACAUAGUUUUGACUUUAACGAAGAUGAUUACGGAAAUGGCCAUCCCUUCCUUUCUUCAUCUCCGCCUUCCCAUGGGUCUCCUUGCAGUUCCUCCAACUCACGCAGGGUACUAUGCUCUGAUGACAUGCCCUUGAGCGAAAACAAUGAUUGGCUUCAAGGUACAUAUAUUAUAUGUAUAAACAGUUAUUAUUCUGAUUACGAGUACCUGAAUAGUGAAGAAGCAAUCUCGAAUAUGAAAACGGAGGAAUGUUCUAGGUUCUGUCCUCAGGAGAAGACGAUAUUCAAGAGUGACGAAAAAUGCAAUGGGUUUUCCGGUACUCUAAGGAGUAUGAAUGGCCAAAACAAGUUUAGCAAGAUACGUUCGUUCAUGGACAUCCGUAGUCAGUUGCUAAAUAGAGUGUUGAUGCAAUCCCUGAACAAGCGACGUACAUCCAACACUGUCGGUGCUGUGGAAAAUAUCGGCUUCCAUGAUCCUUGUUAACCUUUUUUCUAAGAGGUUUUGUUUGUUGAACCCAAAUUGUGUAAAAAUGUGUUGCAGACAAUGUAUGGGAUCUAAUGAUGAUAACAGCACCGAGGGUUUGUUCA
Molecule: messenger RNA, 2355 nt
Organism: Spinacia oleracea (spinach)
Lineage: Eukaryota; Viridiplantae; Streptophyta; Magnoliopsida; Caryophyllales; Amaranthaceae
Product: probable serine/threonine-protein kinase WNK5
Biological process (GO): protein phosphorylation
Molecular function (GO): protein kinase activity; ATP binding
Source: RefSeq, a predicted model, not a curated record